Haemorhous mexicanus (house finch) is the source of this 753-nucleotide messenger RNA. RefSeq names its product olfactory receptor 14J1-like. Gene Ontology annotation, biological process: G protein-coupled receptor signaling pathway. The transcript is spliced from 2 exons. The record is from RefSeq and is a predicted model, not a curated record. Gene Ontology annotation, molecular function: olfactory receptor activity; G protein-coupled receptor activity. Gene Ontology annotation, cellular component: membrane. The annotation marks the transcript as partial. Lineage: Eukaryota; Metazoa; Chordata; Aves; Passeriformes; Fringillidae.
GGCAAUGGCCUCAUCAUCAGCGCCGUAGCCUGCGGCCACCACCUGCACACGCCCAUGUUCUUCUUCCUGCUCAACCUGGCCCUCACUGACCUGGGCUCCAUCUGCACCACUGUCCCCAAACUAUUUCUAGUUUUCUUCUUCCCCACAGCAAAAUUUUCCUUGCUCACAGUCAUGAGCUAUGACCGCUACGUGUCCAUCUGCAAACCCCUGCUCUACGGGACCCUCCUGGGCAGCAGAGCUUGUGCCCACAUGGCAGCAGCUGCCUGGGCCAGUGCCUUUCUCAAUGCUCUGCUGCACACAGCCAAUACAUUUUCCCUGCCCCUGUGCCAUGGCAAUGCCCUGGGCCAGUUCUUCUGUGAAAUCCCACACAUCCUCAAGCUCUCCUGCUCACACUCCAAACUCAGGGAACAUGGAAUUAUUGUAGUUGUUGCCUCUUUAGCCUUUGGUUGUUUUGUGUUCAUGGUUUACUCCUAUGUGCAGAUUUUCAGGGCUGUGCUGAGGAUCCUCUCUGAGCAGGGACGGCACAAAGCCUUUUCCACCAGCCUCCCUCACCUGGCUGUGGUCUCCCUGUUCCUCAGCACUGGCACAUUUGCUCACCUGAAGCCUCCCUCCAUCUCCUCCCCAUCCCUGGAUCUGGCAGUGUCAGUUCUGUACUCGGUGGUGCCUCCAGCCCUGAACCCCCUCAUCUACAGCCUGAGGAACCAGGAGCUCAAGGCUGCCUUGAGGAAAAUGAUCACAGAUGGUUUUCAGUAG